This is a messenger RNA of Entamoeba dispar SAW760, 507 nucleotides long. RefSeq lists its product as uncharacterized. The annotation marks the transcript as partial. NCBI's taxonomy places the organism in Eukaryota, Evosea, Mastigamoebida, Endamoebidae. The record is from RefSeq and is a predicted model, not a curated record. The transcript has 2 exons.
UUAUACCUUUAUACCUUUAUACCUUUAUACCUUUAUAGUCAAGAGUGGCCGAGUGGUCCAAGGCGGCAGUUUAAGGUACUGUUCUCUUCGGAGGCGUGGGUUCGAACCCCACCUCUUGCAUUUUACUAUAUUCUAUCUUUAUGUACCCUUUUAUAUCUAUAUAUAUGUCACUUAUCACUUUAUAACUUAUGUUAUAUAUUAAACUUUAUCAUUUCUACUUUUCUACUUUUCUACUUUAUUCCUUUAUAUCUAUAUCUAUAUAUAUAUUUAUAUAUCUAUAUAACUUUAUACCUUUAUUAUUUUAUUAUACCUUAUCUUUUAUUUAUAUUUAUUCUUCCUUAUAUAUAUAUAUAUUCCUUCUUUUAUAUAUAUUACACCUUUUAUAUAUAUUACACCUUUUAUAUAUAUAUAUUCCAACUUUUUAUAUUUAUUUAUUUCAACUUUUUAUAUAUAUAUUACACCUUUUUUUUAUAUUAUAUAUACCUCCAUCCUUGGAAGGCCUCUUAG